Molecule: messenger RNA, 2307 nt
Organism: Fusarium subglutinans
Lineage: Eukaryota; Fungi; Ascomycota; Sordariomycetes; Hypocreales; Nectriaceae
Product: nucleoside-diphosphate-sugar epimerase
Exons: 9
Coding region: 1-2307 (768 amino acids)
Source: RefSeq, a predicted model, not a curated record
AUGACCAAGAUCUUCCUUACCGGCGCUACAGGCUACAUUGGCGGUGAUGUCCUUCACACGCUGUUGAAGUCGCACCCCGAAUACAAAGUUCGAGCCCUGGUUCGUGAUGCUUCCAAGGGAGCGGCCAUAACCAAGAGCUAUAGCCAAGUGCAGCUCGUUACUGGCGGACUUGACGACGCCGAUGUUAUUGCACAGGAAGCCCAGGAUGCUGACGUCGUGCUCCAUCUCGCUGCCACCGGCCACUUGAAGAGUGUCCAGACUAUCUACGAAACCCUCUCGAAAAGGCCUGAUAGCGCGAGGCUCCCAUACUACAUCCAAAUCUCAGGCGCCAGCGCAUUGGCGGCUGGCGAGCUCGCUGACAAGUCGCGAGUCUUUGGCACAGGCAGUGAUUUCAUCUACAACGAUCUCACUGGUAUCGACUCAAUCAAGUCGCUCAUUAAGCAAUACCCGAGCCGCGCAGUAGACAACUACAUCUUCUCCGUUUCGGAGCAAAACUCGAAUGUGAAGACAGCGCUUGUUGUUCCUCCCAUUAUUUACGGCCAAGGUCGUGGUCCCGGCAAUCAGCGCAGCAUGCAAAUUCCCGGGCUCGCCAAAGCGACAUUGGAGCGCAAGAAGGGUCUGCAGGUUGGCUCUGGUGAAAGUCGAUGGGGGAACAUUCACAUCGCCGAUUUGAGCCGCAUCUUUCUCAGCUUGGUCGAGAAGGCGGUUGAGGGCAAUCAAGAUGAAAACAUCUGGGGGGCUAAUGGCCUCUUUUUCACUGGUGCUGGAGAAUUGUCAUUCGCCGAGAUCUCACGUCGCAUCGCAGUCGCUGCAAAUGACUUCAAUCUCAUUCCAACCACAGAAGUCGACAAUCUCGCCGCAAAGGAAAUAGACGGCAUCAUUCCCCACGGGUCUGUCCUGUUGGGAACAAAUGCGCGCGCCGGAGCUGAUCGGGCUCGAAAGGUCCUCGGCUGGGAACCAGAGCAUGAAAGCUUGGAAGAGCACAUCCCAACCACAGUAAUUCAGGAGGCCGAGGCACUUGGUAUUAAGGAUCAGGCAACGGAACCAGGUGAGAGCUCUCAGGCUCCCAAGGGUUCGCGCAAGCGUCACAUUCCUCGGGGCCCAAAGGGAGAGGCCAUGAUGCCCCAAAUCAUGCCUCGUGAGUGUGCAGAGUCCAAAGCCAUAGAAGCGAUUCCCAUGCCUACACGGUGGAUCGCUGGCAUUGAAGCUACUCCUGGUCGCGAGAUGACUCUGGGUAGUCGCAAGUGGUGGGACGAUCACGGUCCUUGGCUCGAUGCUCAUAAGAAAGCUCUUAAGCUCUCUGCUUCAAGGUGGAAGAUGAGAGAUGAGGCUAUGAAGCAAGAUGAUACUGUUCCUGAUGACGAAGGCACCGAUGAUUGGGAUUUCAUUUGCGUGCCCAUUCCUCGGAUUGAACGUGGCAGUGAUGACGACGACGAUGACGAGGAUGAGGAUGAGGAUGAGGAUGAGGACGAGGAAGAUGAUGACGAGGAAGAAGGACAAGAUAAGACUGGAAACAAUGCUGAGGAGGAUAAGGGUAAGAAGCCUUAUGACAAGCUUGCAUCACUUCACCCAGAGUGGCCUUGGUUCUUCACCAUGCGCGCUGUUGAUCGUCACAUGUGGUGGGAGCAGGAAUGUCUCAAGCGCAGCCCAGAUGACUUUGACUUGCACAUCUACAACGACUUUGGUCCCUACGGAGCACUUGAGGUAUUGGAGAAUAUUAUUGCCCAGUUCAACCUUGUCUUCAAGCCAAAGUCCACCUAUCGCGAUUUCUGGCCUGAAGUCGAAGGACUUGCCAUGAUUCUUCGCGGCGGCCUGCUCGAAUACGCCAUGAUUGACGACGGGGCAAGAGCUCAAGUUACUUGCGAGGUUGUAGGCGCCCUCAUCCUCGCUACCAUCGAGGCCUUGAAGAAGCAAGACGUCUUCACGCCCGACUCAGAGAUCCGCAACCUUGGCCUCGUUCUUUUCAUGUUUAUCCGAUGGGGCCGCGAGCAGUCAGAUUAUGGUAUCGACGAAGAGAACUGGUCUUGGAUCUACAAGAUCAUUGACCUUGCCGAGGAAGCCGGUAUCAGACUUACCGCACCGCAUAACUUUGAGAAGGAUUAUGAGGAUAUCAAAGAUCACCGAGAUGAAUGGGCUCAGCAAAUGGGCAAGUGGAACAACGUGAAAUGGAAUUAUAAACUCAGAGACUUCAAGGACGAUAAGGGGUCUACCAAGCUCGGAGGGCACCAGUUUGAUAUUACCAGAAUGAGCAAGGCUGAGAGAGAUCAACAUUCAAUCAGUGGCGGAGGCGAAUACUUUUUCAUGUGA